Messenger RNA from Cynocephalus volans (Philippine flying lemur), 698 nucleotides. RefSeq names its product C-C motif chemokine 2-like. Gene Ontology annotation, cellular component: extracellular region. The transcript has 3 exons. Gene Ontology annotation, molecular function: chemokine activity. Bases 52 to 426 code for a protein of 124 amino acids. Gene Ontology annotation, biological process: eosinophil chemotaxis; immune response. NCBI's taxonomy places the organism in Eukaryota, Metazoa, Chordata, Mammalia, Dermoptera, Cynocephalidae. The record is from RefSeq and is a predicted model, not a curated record.
AACCUGAAACCUCCAUCUCUCACGUUGAAGCUCGCCUCCUCACCCUCAGGCAUGAAGGUCUCCGCAGCGCUUCUGUGCCUGCUGCUCACAGCAGCCGCCUUCAGCACCCACGUGCUUGCUCAGCCAGAUGCAAUUAGCGCCCCAGUCACCUGCUGCUAUACAGUCACCAAUAGGAAGAUUGCGACGCAGAGGCUCAAGAGCUACAUAAGAAUCACCAGCAGCAAGUGUCCCAAAGAAGCUGUGAUCUUCAUGACCAAACUGUCCAAGGAGAUCUGUGCUGAUCCCAAGGAGAAGUGGGUCCAGAGUGCCAUUGCCCACCUGGACAGAAUAACCAAAACUCUAAAGCCUUACACUCACUCCACAACCCAAGAAAAUGAAACUUAUUUAUUUUCCACUAGCUCUCCCUCUACUACUACUUUAUUGUAAUUUCAAAGAGUAUGAACUUUGUUUAUUAAUAUGGAAUAUGAUGCCUUAAUUAAUGCUAAUCUUAUUUAAGUUAUUGAUGUUUUAAGUUUAUCUUCCAUAAGUACCAGUGUUUUUUAGAUAUAGAGAUUUGGGCAAAUUGUUUACCCUCUGUGAACCCCAAUUCUACCCCUGGGAUGUUUUAUGGAGUCUUUGCAAGGAUCAUGAAUGCAAAGACUUUUUGUUUUUAAAUUCCAAGGUAUUGGCUAAAAUAUUAUUGUGAAAAUAAGUAUUAU